AACGAAAUAAAUAAAAAAUAUUAACAACAAAAGAAAAAAGUUUUUUUUAACAAGAAUUUGUGUGGAAAAAUUAAAGAAAAUACAAAUUAAAGAAAAAUACCUUAAAAAGUAAAAAAAAUUAACGAACGAACCCAAAACGAAAACAACUUUCUUUCACAAAUUAUUACAACAAGAAAAAGAAGAGAAAAAUCCAACAACAACAAAUCAACAAGAUAAUUGGAAUAUACCUACCAACCAACAACAACUCUUUGAACUUUGUGAAAAUAACAACAAAAUUAAGCAUUUAUUUUACUACAUUCUGAAAAAAAGAACACAACAACAACCACAUCUAAACAACAUCUUGAAAACGACUAAAAUAUUAUUUAAAAUCUACAACAUUUUUACUACAUGAACUGCACCGAAAUACCAGAAUAAAACAUUUAUAAUCAUAAAUUUAAUUUAAUAAAAUUGCAAAAUUUUUAAUUGUAUUAACAACUUGAAGGAGUAUUAAACAGUAAAAGUAAUCAAAAUGCCGGCGGAAACUAAAACAGCAGCCGCCGCAGAAACGGAAACCCCCACAAAGGGUAAAAAGUCACCUGCCAAUAACUCUAAGGCGGCUUUGGCUCGUAUUACCUUAUUGGAUGGUUCCAUUUUGGAUGUAACCAUUGAUCGCAAAGCCAAGGGCCGUGAUUUACUAAAUUCCAUUUGUGCUGGUCUUAAUAUCUUGGAGAAAGACUAUUUUGGUCUUACCUAUGAAACACCCACAGAUCCUCGAAAUUGGUUGGAUUUGGAUAAACCAGUUUCAAAAUUUUUCCGUACCGAUCCCUGGACUUUGAAUUUUGCCGUGAAGUUCUAUCCUCCUGAGCCAUCUCAAUUGCAAGAGGACAUUACCCGUUAUCAUUUGUGUCUACAAGUACGCAAUGAUAUUUUAGAGGGACGUCUACCCUGUACUUUCGUUACUCAUGCUUUGUUGGGCUCGUAUUUGGUGCAAUCUGAAAUGGGCGAUUAUGAUCCCAAGGAUAUGCCGAAUCGUAAUUAUUUGAAAGAUUUCAAAAUUGCUCCCAAUCAGAGUACCGAAUUAGAGGAUAAAGUUAUGGAUUUACAUAAGACACACAAGGGUCAAUCACCAGCUGAAGCUGAAUUACAUUAUUUGGAAAAUGCCAAGAAAUUGGCCAUGUAUGGUGUAGAUUUACAUCCAGCUAAGGAUUCCGAAGGCGUAGACAUCAUGUUGGGCGUUUGUGCCUCCGGUUUAUUGGUGUACAGAGACAAAUUACGCAUCAAUCGCUUUGCUUGGCCCAAAAUUUUGAAAAUCUCCUAUAAACGUCAUCAUUUCUAUAUUAAAAUACGUCCCGGUGAGUUUGAACAGCAUGAGGUUACCAUUGGCUUUAAGUUGGCCAAUCAUAGAUCAGCGAAAAAGCUAUGGAAAUCAUGUGUAGAGCAUCAUACCUUCUUCCGUUUGAUGACACCAGAACCACCAAACAAAUCUACACUGUUUCCACGUUUUGGUUCCAAAUAUCGUUACUCGGGACGUACCAUGUAUGAGAGUCGCAAGAAUCCGGUAGAUCGUGAGGCUCCUAAAUUCGAUAGAAGUUUGUCUGGCAGACGUUUGACCUCUAGGUCUAUGGAUGCUUUGGCUUUGGCCGAAAAAGAAAAGGAUUCACAGAAACGUCAUACCAUGGGUCAUCCUCCUGAGCAUAUACCCGAUUUGGAUUCACCACGCAGCCGCAGUCCUUUGAAAAAGGAUAAAAAGGAUAAGUUGAUACGUGAAUCUAGCACUGGUACUGCUUCGGCUUCUUCGCAGAGUUCCCUCGAAGGUGAUUACGAGACUAAUACCGGUGCUGCGGCCGAUGCUGCCUCUGCAGCAGCCGCCUUUAUGGGCCCUGAUGAUCAGGCUGAAAAGGAUAAGAAACAAAAGGAAAAGGAGGAGAAGGAACGCAAAGAAAAGGAAAAGAAAGAAAAGGAGAAGAAAGAGAAAGAAGCCAAGGAAAAGGCUGCUAAGGAUAAGGCUGCUGGUGGCAUGAAUGGUAACGACGAUUUGAAUGAUUCGCAAAAAUCGGAUAAAUCUGGCAGACGUGGUGUUGGUUUAUUCUCUUCGGGUCGCAAGAGCAAGAGUGGUUCACCAUCUAAGGAUGCUAAGGAUAAGAAAAAAUCUGACAGACCUAAUGAACUCGAAUUAGUGGCGGCUGAUACUGGUGAUCACAAUAAUGCCAGUGCUCCCGGUCACACUAAACCCUACGAGUAUACAGAUGCUGAUGGUGACACUAGUCCCACACGCAAAUCUUACAUUCCCGGUGGUUUCCGUUAUGAUCAAGAUCCCGAUGGCAGCAAGCGUGGCCAUGAUGGUCAAGAACAAUUGUCGCCUGGUUCUCAACAAAAGAAAAUUGGUUUAGCGUUUAAUUAUGCUCCCGGCAAUGAAGAGGAUUUGAAGAAACAAGCCGAAAAACUUAAAUCGGGUCAACUGUCACCACGUACACGUGAUAAACUCAACAAGGGUCAAUUAUCGCCCAGGACAAAGGCGAAAUUAUUAAAGGAAGCCAAUCUUUCGCCCGCCACCAAAGCCAAGUUGCAAGGCAGUGCUGUUGAUGCUGCUGCCAUUCCUUUAAGUGAUGCCCAAAAGAGAUCUUAUUCUCCCUCUAAGAGUCCCACCCAAGGUUAUGCUUCUGGUGCUCCCGGCAGCUAUAAACCUUUAGUGGAUCCUACAACAGCAUUUUUGGAUUCUGAAAGAUAUAAGCCCGCCUAUACUGGUUUGGUAAAACCUAAAAAUCAAGUUAAAGUUAUGGUCAUUACCGGUAAAAUUGAUCCCAAGACUAAGAAAAUCGAUGCUGAAAAUGGUUUUGUUGAACACUCGGCUGGCACUUUGGAUCCAGCUAGUGGACAUAUUGAUACCAAAUAUGGUUUGAUUGAUCCCAAAAAGGGUACAUUGACUGUGACAAAUUCCAACACGGGCAAGAAGGAAACACACAAGGGUGAUAUUGAUCCUCAAACUGGCAAUAUACAUUUGUUGCAUUGUGUUGUGGAUCCCAGAACUGGCAUGGCCGAUAAUAGUUUGGGACAAAUUAUUGCCUUUGCUCCUCAAGUGGUUAAGAUUACCGCCAUAACCUCUAAAUACGAUCCUCAAACACGUAACAUUGAUGUUGAAAAUGGUUUUGUUGAUCAUUCAACCGGCACCUUGGAUCCUGCUACUGGUUUAAUUGAUUCCAAAUAUGGUUUAAUUGAUCCCAAGAAGGGUACUUUGGUGGCGGUUAAUCCUAAGACCGGCAAAAAGGAAACACAUCAAGGUGAGGUAGACUCCCAAACUGGCAAUAUUCAUUUGUUAAGUGGUGUUGUUGAUCCUAAAACCGGUCAGGUCGAUAAUACUUUGGGUCAAAUUUUAGCCAUUACACCUUUGGAAGAUUCACCCAAAAAGGUUAAUGUUAAGCUUACCGUCACCACAGCCAAAUUUGAUCCUAAAUCGAAGAAAAUUGAUGCUGCCCAUGGUAAAGUGGAUCAUUCUACUGGCAGCUUAGAUCCUGCUACAGGUUUGAUAGACUCGAAAUAUGGUUUGAUUGAUCCCAAGAAAGCUACUUUGGUUGCUUUGAAUCCCAAGAAUGGUAAAAAGGAAACCUAUCAAGGUGAAAUUGAUCCUUUGACGGGUGAUAUUCAUUUGAUUAAUGGAGUGGCUGAUCCCAAAACCGGACGCUUGGACAAUUCUUUGGGACAAAUUAUUGCCGUUUCGCCCAGUGGUGAACCGGUUAAGGUUACUGUCAUUACUUCCCGCAUUGAUCCCAGAACUAAUACCAUCGAUGCUGAUCAUGGUUCUGUAGAUCAAUCUACUGGUACCUACGAUCCUUCUACCGGAGUAGUGGAUUCCAAAUAUGGUUUGCUUGAUUUUAAGAACGGCACCGUUUCAACUCUCAAUCCUUUGACCGGCAAACAGGAAACAUAUCAAGGAGAAUAUGAUCCCAGAACUGGUCAUAUUAAUCUAUUGAAUGGUGUCACCGAUCCCAAGACUGGUCGUGUAGAUAACUCCUUGGGUCAAAUAUUUGCCUUUGCUCCUUUGAAUGAUCCCAAAAAGAAACGUGUUAAGAUUUCGGUCAUUACCUCGAAAUUCGAUCCCACAACUAAGAGAAUUGAUGCCGAAAAUGGUUCUAUGGAUCUUACCACUGGCGUCUAUGAUCCUGCUACCGGUCUGGUAGAAUCUAAAUAUGGCAUGAUUGAUCCCACUAAGGGCACCUUGGUGGCUGUUAAUCCCAAAACUGGUAAAAUGGAAUUGUAUCAAGGUGAUAUUGAUCCUGUAAAUGGUAAUAUUCAUUUGGUGAAUGGUGUCACCGAUCCCAGAACUGGACGUUUCGACAAUAGUUUGGGUCAAAUAAUCGCCGUAACACCUUUGGAUGAUUCAGAUGUUCCAGUAGCUGGUCCCAGAAAGAAGAAUGUUAAAAUAACUAUUGUAACCUCUAAAAUUGAUCCCAAAACUAAGCGUGUGGAUGUGGAAAAUGGUUCUGUAGAUCAAACCACUGGCACUUUAGAUCCUCUAACUGGACUUGUUGAUACUAAAUUCGGUCUUAUUGAUCCUAAAAAGGGUACUCUAUUGACUGUUAAUCCCAAGACUGGCAAGAAGGAAACCGUUCAAGGCAAUGUUGAUCCUAAGACAGGUUACUUACAUUUAUUGCAUGGUGUUAUGGAUCCUAGAACAGGUCGUUUGGACAAUUCAUUGGGACAAGUUAUUGCAGUAUCGCCCCAAGAGGAAGCUGUUAAGCUUACCGUUGUUACUGCCCAUGUUGAUCCCAAGACCAAGAGAAUUGAUACCGAUAGAGGUACUGUGGACAACUCUACGGGUGUAUUUGAUCCUGCUACUGGAAUGGUAGAUACUAAAUAUGGUUUAAUUGAUCCCAAAAAUGGUACAUUAUUGGCUUUGAAUCCACAAACUGGCAAGAAAGAAGUUCACCAUGGUGUCGUAGAUCACGCCACUGGCAACAUUAAUUUCUUAAAUGGUGCCACUGAUCCUAAGACUGGCCGUUUUGACAAAUCUUUGGGACAAGUUAUGGCUAUUAGCACUCAGGAUGAUCCCAAGAAAAAACGUGUCAAGAUCACUAUCAUCACUUCAAAAAUGGAUCCCAAGUCUAAGAAAAUUGAUGCCGAUAAUGGUACCUUGGAUAUUACUACUGGUAUAUUGGAUCCCGCCACUGGCCUAGUUGAUACUAAAUAUGGUUUGAUAGAUCCUAAAAAGGGUACAUUGGUGGCUUUCAACCCCAGCACUGGUAAACAUGAAAGUGUUAAUGGCAAUGUUGAUCCCAAGACCGGACACAUACAUUUGGUAAGCGGUGUAGUUGAUCCCAAGACUGGUCGUACUGAUGGUUCUUUGGGUCAAAUCAUUACUGUUACUCCUCAAGAUGAAGAUGUCUUAGAAGUGGCUGCUGGUAAGGCAGUUUCAUCCACUGAUUCUACACCCACUAAAGAAGGUCGUUCAUCGACCGCCUCUCCUCAAUCUGUGGGCAAAUCUUCUAUUCCUCCUCCCACACCCACUAGAACAGCUGCUUCCGGAGUUGGUGGUGCCGCCUCAGCUGCUGGUAAACCCAAGAAGAAACGCGUUAAGAUCAUGGUUAUCACCUCUAGAUUUGAUCCCGCCACAAAGAGAAUUGAUACCGAAAAUGGUCAAGUUGAACAUUCCACUGGCAUUUUAGAUCCUGCUACUGGCCUUAUUGAUACUAAAUAUGGUUUGAUUGAUCCCAAGAAGGGUACUCUUGUUGCCUUGAAUACCAAGACUGGUAAUAAUGAAACCUAUCAUGGUGAAGUUGAUCCCAAGACUGGACAUAUACAAUUGGUUACCGGUGUUACUGAUCCCGCUACUGGACGUGUGGAUGAGUCGUUGGGUCUUGUUAUGGCUAUUACUCCUCAAGAUGAUCCUGUUGUAGAAUUGACUGUGAUCAGCAGCCGCAUUGAUCCUGCCACUGGCAAAAUCGACACAGUUAAUGGUGAUGUUGAAAGAUCAUUGGGUGUUUUGAAUAUGGACUCUGGCUUGUUGGAUACCAAAUAUGGUGAAAUCAAUAUCAGAACUGGCGAACUUAAAUCUAUUGAUCCCAAGAGCGGUAAAAUUGUUGUAACCAAGAAUGUCAAGGUUGAUCCAGCUACUGGACAACUUACCAUUAUGGGUGUAAUUGAUCCCAAGACAGGCAAAGUAGAUCCCAACCAAGGACGUCUUAUUGAAGUGGGCCAACAGAUUGAUCCUAUUGUAGAGGUUACCUCAUUGGCUGGUAAAUAUGACUCUAAAAAGAACAUCAUCGAUCCUAAGACCGCUCAAGUGGAAACCUCUGGUGGUCAAUUUGAUCCUAGAGCUGGCAAGAUUGAUACCAAAUAUGGUCAAAUUGAUUUAGUUAAACACACCAUUACCUUUACCGAUCCCAAGUCAGGCAAAUCCGUGACACGUGACAUCAAAAUCGAUCCUGCCACUGGACAAAUUGUACUCAAGAAUCAAAUUAAUCCUAAAAAUAAUAAACCAGACAAAGACUAUGCCCGCAUUAUAUCUUUGCGUAUUGUGCAGCAACGUGUCGAUCCCAAGACAAAGGCACCUAUUAGCCAAGUCAGCUCUGCUAAGGAUAAGGAAAUUGUUAUCGAUCCCAAAUCCAAUCAAAUUUGGAUGCCUACCGGUGCUGUUGACCCCGCUACCAAGGAACAACAAUACAUAUCUAGUGCUGUUGAUCCUAAGACUGGUUAUGUCAUCACCAUCUAUGGUUAUCUCAAUCCCAAGACCAAUGAAAUAAAAAAACAAACCAAACUUGAUCCCAAUACCACUAAGAUUGAACCUUCUUCCGGUAAGAUUUACACAGCUACUGGCGAUUUAGAUGCCGCCACCGGUGAACCACUCUAUGCUACCACACAAGUUGAUAAUGAAUCUGGUGAAGUUUACACGAAAUUGGCACGCGUUGAUCCUAAGACAGGCAAACUGAUUAUUGUCAGAAUCUUGCUUAUCUCUAAGGUCGACGAAAGAGGCCGUCCCGAAGAAGUCGAUCCACAAACAUGCGAAAUCGAUCCUGUUUCGGGUCGUGUCUUGAAAUUCUUUAAUAAAACCGUUUAUGUAUACAAUAUGAUUGAUCCCAUUACCGGUGAAAUUGUACAGGUGGACCCCAACGAUCCGCGCUUUGCUGGUGCCCGCACUACCGUUACCCAUACUAUGACCUUGACGGGAGAAAUUGAUCCCGUUACCGGACGCAUUAAGAGCGAAUAUGGUGAUAUUGAUCCCAAUACUGGUGACAUUGAUCCUGCCACCGCUAUUAAGGAUCCCGUUACUGGAAAAUUGAUCUUGAAUUAUGCCCAAAUCGAUCCAUCACACUUUGGCAAACAAGCCCAAGUUAGCACUACUACCGAAACUGUACCUAUAACUAGACAACAAUUCUUCGAUGGUGUUAAACACAUGGGCAAGAAUGCAUUAAGACGUGAUUCCGAGGCUAGUUCUGAAGAUGAUAUGACACAUGAAUACGAAACGGAAAAUGUUAAGGAAAUGGUUAUGGGCAGUCCGAAGAAGAGUGCCACACAAAAUAUGAGCACAUUUGUGGGUACACCCACGGUGGUGAAGACAACAACCAAACAAGUAUUGACCAAGAACGAUGAUGGCGUAACACAUAAUGUCGAGGAAGAAGUACGCAAUUUGGGUACCGGUGAGGUGACCUAUUCUACACAGGAACACAAGGCUGAUGCUCCAGCCGUCGAUUUGAGCAGUGGUGCUUAUGUUACUGCCACCGCAGUAACAACACGUACAGCUACCACACACGAAGAUUUGGGUAAAAAAGCCAAAACCGAACAAUUGGAAGAGAAAACCGUGGCCACAACACGUACCCAUGAUCCCAAUAAACAAGAGCAACGUGUUGUGACCCAAGAAGUUAAGACCACAGCAACGGUAACCAGUGGAGAUCAGUUCCAAAGACGUGACAGUAUUUCCUCCACAAGUUCUGGAGAUUCUGGUACACCCAUCGAUGGUCCUUAUGAUGGAUCCACUGCUAUAUAUAAUACCACCUCAUAUAAGGAAUCUCCUUUGUAUCAAACAUCUGCCUCUACAUCAGCUACCACCACCGGUCCUCGUAUUGAACAAACCCGCGUUAUUUUAGGUGAAAAUUCACCCGGCUAUACGGCCGAAGGUGAAAUUGUUUCCAGCCAAACCGUUAGCAGCAAAACACGUACAGUCGAAACCAUUACCUACAAAACCGAACGUGAUGGCAUUGUUGAAACCCGUGUAGAACAAAAGAUUACCAUACAAUCUGAUGGAGAUCCAAUUGAUCAUGAUCGGGCUUUAGCUGAGGCAAUACAGGAAGCAACAGCUAUGAAUCCAGACAUGACAGUGGAAAAGAUUGAAAUACAACAACAAACCCAAUAAAUCAUCUGAAUAAGGGAUUUGAAAAUCAUUAAUUUUUUCAUAAAAUUUUUUUGGUAAAGAAAUUCUAAACGAGCACAGAAUGCACAGUAAAAUAAUAAUUAAGAAAAA
Lucilia cuprina (Australian sheep blowfly) is the source of this 8431-nucleotide messenger RNA. It is a transcript of the gene cora, whose product is annotated as protein 4.1 homolog. Gene Ontology annotation, molecular function: structural molecule activity; actin binding. Lineage: Eukaryota; Metazoa; Arthropoda; Insecta; Diptera; Calliphoridae. The coding region runs from base 509 to 8323 and encodes 2604 amino acids. The record is from RefSeq and is a predicted model, not a curated record. Gene Ontology annotation, cellular component: cytoskeleton; plasma membrane. The transcript is spliced from 16 exons.